ACGGGACGUCAUUCACAGAAGCGGGAAGACGGCGAACCUGAGUGUAGCAGCUCAGCCUCCUUGUCUUUCUCCGUCAUCCUUCUUGAUACUUCACCACCCGAUAGGCCGAGUGGGCGUGGCCUAGGCACAGGCUUGUACAGAGAAGUCCCGGGCUCCUCCUCCUGCCGCGCGGCCUGGCUGUUUACAUGGGGACAGCUCCCCCAUCCUCCUGACUCCCAGCAGUAGCAGCAGAGGUGGUUUUGGUGUCUGUCAUAACCAGGGUUCUAGAACGCGGCCGCGAGGGGCGUCUCCAACGGCUCCACCCCCUACCGUCACGUGACCGCGGCUCCGCGCUGGGCUGCACCUGUUGCCAUAGAGACCGCGGCCUGUGCGCUAGGCCCAGCCUGGCGGAGUGCGGCCGGGGACAUGCUCGGCAUGCAGCGGAGAGCACACGAAGACCGGGAAGCGCCUCCCCGGGCCAACCAAAGCGGUGAGGUGCGGCUCCCGGGGGCCCGGCCCUUGCGGCUGCUGGAGUGGAAGGUGUCUGUGGGGGUGUCGGUGCAGAUCGGCUCCGUGCUGGCCGUGGGGGUCACUAUCCCGGCGCCCGAAUCCAGGGAGCAUCACGGGCAGCAGGAAGACACGACCGGGGCGAGGCCGCCGAGACCCCCGGAGAGGAAGGUGAAGUCGGACCGGGCCGGGGUGGUGCUGGAGCUGUGUGCCCAGCCAGGACAAGUCAUCGCAGCCGGGGGUGUUCUAGUGAGGUUAUCGAGCUGUAACCAUCCUGUGGUUAUGAAGGGCUUAUGUGCAGAAUGUGGUCAAGACUUAACACAGUUACAAAGCAAGAAUGGAAAGCAGCAGGUGCCUUUAUCAACUGCUACAGUGUCUAUGGUUCACAGCGUCCCGGAACUCAUGGUUAGCUCAGAGCAAGCAGAGCAGUUAGGACGUGAAGACCAGCAUAGAUUGCAUCGAAACAAGAAGCUCGUCCUUAUGGUUGAUUUAGAUCAGACCUUAAUCCAUACUACAGAGCAGCACUGCCAGCAUAUGUCACGCAAGGGCAUCUUUCAUUUCCAGUUAGGCAGAGGAGAGCCAAUGUUGCACACACGUCUUCGACCUCACUGUAAAGAUUUUUUAGAGAAGAUUGCUAAGCUUUAUGAACUGCAUGUUUUCACCUUUGGCAGCAGGCUGUAUGCACAUACGAUUGCUGGCUUUUUAGACCCUGAAAAGAAGCUUUUCUCUCACCGAAUAUUGUCUCGGGAUGAAUGUAUUGAUCCGUUCUCCAAAACUGGUAAUCUUAGGAACCUUUUCCCUUGCGGGGAUUCUAUGGUUUGCAUUAUUGAUGACCGAGAAGAUGUCUGGAAAUUUGCACCUAAUUUGAUUACUGUCAAGAAAUAUGUCUACUUCCAAGGCACUGGCGACAUCAAUGCCCCUCCUGGUUCAAGGGAAGCACAGAUCAAAAACAGAGUAAGCUCUUCUAAAGCAGCUGAAGUUACAGAGCAGCCUAAAGGAUCUUUACAGGAUAAUACACAAUCAAAGAAUGUUCCUGUCGAUGAGCAGAGCAAUGGUUUUGGAAAAUGCAAAAAAGAGCUGAACGGUGGAUGUACGGCAGGCAGUGAUAUUUGCAAGAAGGAGACUCAAACUAGUGACAGAUUACAUGACCAAGAUCUUGCUAGUAGCCAACAGCCUCUUACUUCAAAUAACAAAGACGUGACACCGUUGGGUGCACAGCCGCCCUUAGAACAGGAUGAGAGGACAGUAAUGGCAAAACCACUGCCAAAAACUGGGGCAGCAAAAGAUCUGGACUUUGAUUUGUCCAGUGACAGCGACAGUGAGCCUGAAACGAGGAAAACACCCUCUCCUUCUUCAUCCUCUGGGAGUGAAAAUGAACGUAAGAGAAGUUGGAGGAAAUCGAAAAAGUUGGAUCAGGCAACUGCUGUGCUGAAAGAAUCUUGUACAGAUAGUGAUUCUAAUAAAAUGUUGUCAGAAAACCAUUCUGUUGAUUGCAAUCAGGAUAUAUUUGAAACUAAAGAGGAUCUUGCUGUAGAGGAAGACGCAAUGGAAGUACAAACUGUAGAACAGGAUAGUUUAUGUGAUCUAGGGAAUGGUUGUGUAGAUAAAAAAGAGAUUGAGACAGAAUCACAAAACAGUGAGCAGUCUGGCAUUACUGUUGGGGAGUCUCUUGAUCAAAGUAUGGAAGAUGAUGAUGAUGAUAGUGACAACACAGAUGAAGAUGAUCAUUUAAUAUACCUUGAAGAGAUACUUGUUCGAGUACACACUGAUUACUAUGCAAAGUACGAUCGGUAUUUAAAGAAAGAGGUUGAAGAGAUUCCAGAUAUUCGUAAAAUAGUACCUGACCUCAAGAGUAAGGUGUUAGAAAAUACUAUUAUUGCAUUUAGUGGCCUUCACCCAACAAACUUCCCCAUUGAAAGAACACGAGAACAUUACCAUGCCAGAGCACUUGGAGCAAAAAUCAGCAAAAACCUUGUAUUCAAUGCUGAUGAUCCUAACAGGGUGACCCAUCUUAUUGCAGCAAGGGCAGGGACAGAAAAAGUCAGGCAAGCUCAGAAUUGUAAACACCUUAAUGUUGUGAAUCCGGACUGGCUAUGGAGUUGCCUGGAACGUUGGGAAAAAGUUGAAGAACAGCUGUUUCCUUUAAAGGAUGAUUAUCUAAAAUCGCAAAGAACAAUUAGUCCCACCACAUUUCCUGAUAUACAGGCUGCCUUUCAAACCCCACUUUUUCACCCUACACCUAUCCAUCCAAAAACACAGCCUGGUACUGAGGUUCGUCUUUAUGACCCAGUUACUGGGAAACUAAUAAGAAAAGGUUCACAGUCGACAAGCCAGUCUCUUUACAUUCAAGCGCCCUGUCCGCCUCUGACUUUGCCAGUCCACGGAGAGCACUCGUCCUUCAGAGUUGUUCAACCACAUCAGGAGGAACUUUAUGAUGAAGAACUUCCCGCAGAAAGUGCAGGAGAGGAACAGGCUGGCCCAUCCCAGAGAAAGCGACAGCCAAGCAUGUCUGAAUCUAUGCCUUUAUAUACACUUUGCAAAGAGGAUUUGGAGAGCAUGGAUAAAGAAGUUGAUGACAUUUUAGGAGAAGGAAGUGAUGACAGUGACAGUGAAAAGAAGAAGCCAUCAAAGGAAAAAAAGACUGAAAACGUAGUACAAGAGAGCCUGGCCAAAAAUUUAGAAGGCCGGACUGAAUCCUCUUCAUCAAGUGAAAGAAGCAUGUUAGUCAGCAUGACUCGAGGUCAUAAGAGAAAGCUGGAAGAUGAAGAGGAAGAUGAUGGCAGUGAAUCCAGCAAUGAGGACGAGGAAGGUAGCAGUUCUGAAGCUGAUGAAAUGGCAGCUGCUAUUGAAGCUGAACUCAAUGACUUCAUAUGACACUCUGUUCCCACUAGGGAAAUGUUUAAUCAAUCGAGGACAUGCGGUCAUAAAUGGACUUUUGAGUCACCCUUACAAUGUAUGUGUGAUCUUAUUCUUUCUGUAUUUUAUUAUAUUUUUCAUUUUCCGGAGACAUAUGUAUAUUUUGCUGGUUCACAAGUUUGUCAUUCUACACAUCUUUUGAUUGUUUUAAAUUUAUUUUACUAAAGAAAAUGCACCAUUUUGUUUUUUUUUGUUUGUUUUUAGAAAAUGGAAACCAAGUAUUAAUGGGAAAUUGUUGUGAUAUGCCAAAGACAUGUAAUGCUCUUCUCUGAGCUCCAUAUAGUAGGAAAGAUUUUAUUUUAUGAUUUUUUGGGGGAUGGGAUAGGGUCUCAAAGUGGCUUGGGGGAAUAUCACACCAUCUCUGGACAAAAACCCCAUAGUGCGUGAGAAAAUAAAUAGCCUGUAAUUGUGCGCUUUUCACAUACAUGCAAGAUACAAGAUAAAACAUUUUUUUAAACGAAUACAAUAUAUAUUUGUAUAGAUAUAGAGAAUGUGAUCAGAGGCAUUGUAAACUCUCGGACAUCUUCCUCUAUGCUCUAGUUUGGAUUUGUUAGAAGAGCAGUGUGUAGAUUUUUAACCUUGCCUCUCCAUAAGCUGUUGUAGCUCAGUGCUCUACUGCCAUGGAGAACGUCUUCAUGCAUUGUGCUCAGACAGAAAAUGAGUGCUAGCUUAAACUGCAAUAGGAUUUUAUUCAAUUGAGAGGACUAAUGUAAAGUUUUUGUAUAUUCUAUUUCAUAAAUGAAAUCCACAAAAAAGAUUUUUCUUUCAUUUAAUAAAAAAUCCAUUUUGUAGAA
Messenger RNA from Pelobates fuscus (common spadefoot toad), 4196 nucleotides. It is a transcript of the gene CTDP1, whose product is annotated as CTD phosphatase subunit 1. Bases 406 to 3360 code for a protein of 984 amino acids. The transcript is spliced from 13 exons. The record is from RefSeq and is a predicted model, not a curated record. Gene Ontology annotation, cellular component: nucleus. NCBI's taxonomy places the organism in Eukaryota, Metazoa, Chordata, Amphibia, Anura, Pelobatidae. Gene Ontology annotation, molecular function: RNA polymerase II CTD heptapeptide repeat phosphatase activity.